AUGGACAGCCCGUCGCCCUCGAUUGAGACGAUCGUCAACUACUAUCUCCCGCCACCAGACAAUGGGCCUCCUCCCAUUUACAAUGUGGCCACAGCAGGCAGCCGAAGGAUGAAAUUCGAUGCUCGCCGUCGUACCAUUACCGAUAUCCGCGGCCGGGAGAAGGAUUUCCACCUGGACACCCACGGUUUCCAAUACGUGACCGACUUCCCCAGCGCCGAGACGGCAUUCGACGACGAUGGCAGGAUCAAAACCGUCGUCUAUCGCGAAGUGGAAAAGAUGCUCAAGAAGGCGUAAGUCUGUUACAACACCAACAAGCCACAUGGAGAACGUCUCGAUUGACCCGAAGAACUCAACAACAGCACCGGCGCAACGACCGUCUUCAUUUUCUCGCACAUCAUCCGCCGCGACCCCCUCUCCAAAGCCCUGAACAUCCCGAAGGAAAUCGACGACCAGGAAAUCGUCCGCGUCGCCGCACCAGCCUGGUUCGCCCACGUCGACCAAUCCUACGACGGAGCCUGGAUCGCCCUCGACAGCAUCUCGCGCCGCGAUCCCGACCCGUCCGCCAAAUUCCUCAAAAGCAUGGCGAGAGACUGUAGAUGGGGCAUCAUCAACGUGUGGCGUCCGAUCCGACACGUCACCCGCGAGCCACUGGCCGUGUGCGACGCGAGUAGCGUUCUGGAAAGCGAUUUGCAAGAAAUGACACUCCGACCACCACGGGACGUCUCUGCCGCCGCCGAUGACGGCGACGAUCCCGCAGCAGACAACGACAAUGCCGUCCAACCCGCCGGCAGACAUUCGGCAUACAUGAACUACGGACGCAAAGUUCCAGGCCAGGCGCCGGAUCAGAAAUUCUGGGUCCUGAGGCCGAAUGACAGACAUCGAUGGUAAGUUCUGUUCUGCUCCUUCCUGAGACCUGACAUAUCCUACCACCAGGCUAACCAAAACCCUUGGGGGCCACGAAUACAGGUAUUGGCCCAGCGAGAUGACCCCCUCCGAAGCGCUGCUGAUCAAAUGCUUCGACUCGCGCACGGAUGGGCGCGCCCGUCGAGCUCCCCAUUCGGCCAUCGUGACGCCCGGCGAUCACGGUCCGCCGAGGCAGAGUAUCGAGCUUCGAUGCUUGGUCUUCUGGGAGCACGAAGCAUUGGAGCGAGACGAGGACGAACGGGCGAGGUUGUGA
This is a messenger RNA of Lecanosticta acicola, 1177 nucleotides long. Lineage: Eukaryota; Fungi; Ascomycota; Dothideomycetes; Mycosphaerellales; Mycosphaerellaceae. The record is from the annotation of a GenBank genome assembly.